Annulohypoxylon truncatum is the source of this 1518-nucleotide messenger RNA. Its product is annotated as P-loop containing nucleoside triphosphate hydrolase protein. The record is from RefSeq and is a predicted model, not a curated record. The transcript has 4 exons. The coding region runs from base 431 to 1429 and encodes 332 amino acids. NCBI's taxonomy places the organism in Eukaryota, Fungi, Ascomycota, Sordariomycetes, Xylariales, Hypoxylaceae.
ACCUAUUAGCUUGGAAAGUUCAGCAAUUGUAAGCCUUAAAAGUUAUGUAGUACUUGGUGGUAUGUAUGGCCGGCAGGUACAGUGUUAAAGUACAACUUACCUACAUAGACGAGGAUGGGUUUUCUAUAGUAAGAAGUACCCCAAGGUCGAUUUAUUAAGUCUACAGAGUUCGUCGUCCAAGUUUGCCCUUAGGUUUGAAUUUUUCUUCCUCCUCUUCUCUCGUUCAUUUUUCGACGAGAAAAACCACAUUCAUCUAGUCGUUCGCAAAAUCGCAAAUUAAAUGCAAUCGGUCUCGUUUUCGUCGGUUUCGCCUAUCAACUAUUUUAUGCGUGGUGCACUUUAUAAGUGAAGGAAUAGGGCAAUCAAUACCUAUUAUACCGAUCAUCUCAUUCGGCCCAUCGAUUGCAACAUCGAGCCUCAAACUCUCAUCAUGUCUGACAAGCCUGUCUUCUUAGUCACGCACCCACGUGCAUGCUCCACUGCCUUCGAGAGGAUCUUCAUGACUCGUCGGGAUAUUCUUCAAUGUGCCCACGAACCAUUCGGCGACAGCUUCUACUACGGUCCUGAAAGACUUAGUGAGCGAUACGCCAAUGAUGAAGCCGCUAGAGAGAGCAGUGGCUUUUCCAAGACCACCUACCGGGAUGUCCUGAACCGCCUGGAAAGAGAUGGCAGUGAGCUAUCGUCUAAGUGCUUACAUUCCGUCGUUCAGGGCAAGCGUGUUUUCAUCAAGGACAUGGCUUACUACCUGAUGCCACCAAAUGGAGCACCCGCCACAAUCGCCCCGUCUCUGAAAAAGAGCGACGACUACGUCGAGAAGGGAAACCCAACGGUUGUUCCUCUAGAGAUUCUCAAGAAGUUCCACUGGACUUUUCUCAUCCGCCACCCGAGGCGAGGGAUACCUUCGUACUACCGGUGCUGCGUGCCUCCCUUGGACGAAGUCACUGGCUUCAAGGAGUUCAUGCCGAACGAAGCCGGCUACGUAGAACUAUGCCGACUAUUCGACUAUCUGCGAGAGCAGAAAAUGGUCGGACCGUGCAUGGCAGGGCAAUCGAACGGGAAGAGCGAUGGAGAAAUCACCAUCACCGUCAUCGACGCCGAUGACCUGCUCGAUCACCCGGAACCCGUCGCCAAGGCGUUCUGCAGGGAGACCGGGAUCGAAUUCAAGCCCGAGAUGCUCACCUGGGACGAUUACGAAAACCAGCAGUACGUCCAGAAGGCGUUCGAAAAAUGGAACGGCUUCCACAACGACGCCAUUAACAGCAAAAGCCUCACUGCUAGGACCCAAGCUCACAAAACUGUCACCGAUGAAUCUGAGAACGAGGAAUGGCGACAGAAGUAUGGUGAUGAGGCCCAGAAGGUGAUCAGAGCUUGCGUGGAUGAGAACGUUCCACACUAUGAGUAUCUGAAGUCCUUCGCUUUGAAGUUCUAGAUUGUUUGGGGAUUAUUUUAGCCUGCAGUGCCUCAGAGCUUAUGAUACAUAAAUGGUACACCAAAGAACAGCAUUCCCGGAUCUAUGCA